Messenger RNA from Coturnix japonica (Japanese quail), 6403 nucleotides. The record is from RefSeq and is a predicted model, not a curated record. NCBI's taxonomy places the organism in Eukaryota, Metazoa, Chordata, Aves, Galliformes, Phasianidae.
CCCGCCCCGCCCACUUCCGCUUCCGGCCCGGCGCUGCCGCCGCCGCGAUGUCGGACUCGGAGAGCGAGGAGGAGGCGGAUGGCGGCCGCGCAGAGCCCUUCUCGCUGGCCGGCUUCCUCUUCGGCAACAUCAAUGAGGCCGGGCAGCUCGAGGGGGACAGCGUCCUCGACAAGGAAUCCAAGAAGCACCUGGCCGGGUUGGGGGCCCUCGGACUGGGCAACCUGAUCACCGAGAUCACAGCCAGCGAGGACGAGAGCACGGAGGCUGACGGAGCCCACCUGGAUGACGAAGGUUGGGUUAAGAGCACAGAAGAUGCUGUUGAUUACUCAGAUAUUAAUGAAGUGGCAGAAGAUGAAAGCCGUAGGUAUAAGCAGGCAAUGGGCAGCCUGCAGCCGAUUGGAAGACAAGAUGAAGAUGAGGAUGAUUAUGAUGCUGACUGUGAAGACAUUGAUUCCAAGCUGAUGCCGCCACCGCCACCACCUCCAGUACCUGGAAAGAAAGAAGAUGAAAAGGAUGCGGCUGCCACUGGAAUUGUGCAGCGAGAUGCUUCCAAGCUGUUGCCGAACGUUACGGAGCUCUUCCCGGAAUUUCGACCAGGCAAGGUGCUGCGUUUCCUCCGUCUCUUCGGCCCUGGAAAGAAUAUCCCAUCAGUUUGGCGUAGUGCCCGAAGGAAGCGCAAGAAGAAACAUCGGGAGCUGGCACAAGAAGUGCAGAUACAGGAGGGUGAAGUUGUAGCUGAGAGCGGAGUGGAAGGAAAAUCUCCCUGGGAAUAUGAGUUUGCUGCUCCUCCCCCUCCUGAGCAGUGCCUUUCAGAUGAUGAGAUUACUAUGAUGGCACCUGUGGAAUCAAAAUUUUCUCAGUCAGCUGGUGAUACAGACAAGGUGACAGAUACAAAGCCUAAAGUGGCAGAAUGGCGCUACGGCCCAGCACAGCUCUGGUAUGACAUGCUGGGAAUCCCAGAAGAUGGCAGUGGAUUUGAUUAUGGCUUCAAGCUGAAAGAGAAGACAGAGCCAGAGGUUAAAGGACAGGCAGAGGAGAAGGAUGCAGAGUCAGUGGAUGAGAAGGACGAUCUGCUAGCUGAUGAGCACUUCCUUAUGGUGACACAGCUCCAGUGGGAAGACGAUGUUAUAUGGAAUGGAGAAGAUGUCAAACACAAGGGAACAAAAACACAGCGGGCAAGUUUGGCAGGCUGGCUGCCAUCAAGCAUGACUAGAAAUGCCACUGCAUACAAUGCCCAGCAAGGGUUGAACCGUAGUGGCUCUUUGCUCAAUCCACCCAUUCCACUAGCACAGAAACCAGGUGUAGCAGGGGUCCUAGGUAUGGCAAAGGGCAAAGAAAAGCAGACCCCUGAACAGCAAGUUUCCCUGGAUGAAGACAAGCCCUGGUAUUCCAUUUUCCCAAUUGAUAAUGAAGAGUUAGUAUAUGGCCGGUGGGAAGACAAUAUCAUCUGGGAUGAUCAGGCAAUGGAGACCUAUUUGGAUCCCCCUGUCUUGACACUUGAUCCAAAUGAUGAAAACAUAAUUCUAGAAAUUCCUGAUGAAAAGGAAGAAAUGACUUUGAAUUCUCCGUCCAAGGAAAACAAGAAAGAAUCUUCUUUAAAGAAGAGCCGAAUACUGUUGGGAAAAACCGGUGUCAUAAAGGAAGAACCACAGCAGAACAUGUCUCAGCCAGAGGUGAAGGAUCCCUGGAACCUCUCCAAUGAUGAGUUUUACUACCCUAAACAGCAGGGACUUCGAGGGACAUUUGGAGGCAACAUCAUCCAGCACUCUAUUCCUGCAGUGGAACUUCGCCAGCCGUUCUUUCCCACCCAUAUGGGUCCUAUGAAGCUUCGACAAUUUCAUCGGCCUCCCCUGAAGAAAUACUCUUUUGGUGCUCUGUCCCAACCAGGGCCGCAUGCUGUGCAACCUCUACUGAAGCAUAUAAAAAAAAAAGCUAAGAUGAGAGAGCAGGAGCGUCAGGCUUCUGGGGGGGGUGAAAUGUUCUUCAUGCGCACCCCGCAGGACCUGACUGGCAAGGAUGGAGAUCUCAUUCUUGCUGAAUACAGUGAGGAGAAUGCUCCUUUAAUGAUGCAGGUUGGCAUGGCAACGAAGAUUAAAAAUUACUACAAAAGGAAACCUGGCAAAGAUCCAGGAGCUCCAGACUGUAAAUACGGAGAGACUGUUUAUUGUCACACUUCUCCAUUCCUGGGUUCUCUGCAUCCAGGUCAGCUACUGCAGGCAUUUGAAAACAACCUUUUCCGGGCCCCUAUCUAUUUACAUAAGAUGCCUGAGACAGAUUUCCUGAUUAUCCGGACACGACAAGGCUAUUAUGUCCGAGAAUUAGUGGAUAUUUUUGUAGUUGGCCAGGAGUGCCCACUUUACGAAGUACCCGGUCCAAACUCUAAACGAGCUAACACCCAUAUCAGAGAUUUUCUGCAGGUUUUCAUUUACCGCCUCUUCUGGAAAAGCAGAGACAGACCUCGGAGGAUUCGCAUGGAGGACAUCAAGAAGGCCUUUCCCUCACACUCAGAGAGCAGCAUCCGAAAGCGGCUAAAGCUCUGUGCUGAUUUCAAACGCACAGGGAUGGACUCCAACUGGUGGGUUUUAAAGCCGGAUUUCAGGUUGCCAACAGAGGAAGAGAUAAGAGCAAUGGUGUCCCCAGAGCAGUGCUGUGCUUACUACAGCAUGAUUGCAGCUGAGCAGCGACUGAAGGAUGCAGGUUAUGGGGAGAAAUCCUUCUUUGCACCAGAAGAAGAGAAUGAAGAGGAUUUCCAAAUGAAGAUCGAUGAUGAGGUGCGCACAGCUCCAUGGAACACCACACGAGCCUUCAUUGCAGCUAUGAAGGGCAAGUGCCUUCUAGAAGUGACUGGUGUAGCAGAUCCUACUGGCUGUGGUGAAGGAUUUUCUUAUGUGAAGAUUCCAAACAAACCAACUCAGCAAAAGGAUGAUAAGGAACCUCAGCCUGUGAAAAAGACGGUAACGGGGACAGAUGCUGAUCUUCGUCGGCUCUCUCUCAAAAAUGCCAAACAGCUUCUGCGUAAAUUUGGAGUGCCUGAAGAGGAGAUAAAAAAGCUGUCCCGAUGGGAAGUAAUUGAUGUGGUACGCACCAUGUCUACAGAGCAGGCUCGUUCAGGAGAAGGUCCUAUGAGCAAAUUUGCACGUGGCUCUCGGUUUUCUGUAGCAGAACAUCAAGAGAGAUACAAAGAGGAGUGUCAGCGCAUUUUUGAUUUGCAAAAUAAGGUUCUGGAAUCCACCGAGAUCCUGUCAACAGACACAGACAGCAGUUCAGCUGAAGACAGUGACUUUGAAGAGAUGGGAAAGAACAUUGAGAAUAUGUUACAGAACAAGAAAACUAGUUCUCAGCUCUCUCGGGAAAGAGAAGAGCAGGAACGGAAGGAGUUGCAAAGGAUGCUUUUGGGAGAAGACAGUGGGAAUGACAAAGACAGGGGCAAAAAAGACAGGAGAGACAAAAAGGGGCUGUCUUCAGGAGCCUCUGCCAGCUCCCACAAAGAUGAUGACACUGCCUCAGUAACCAGCCUUAACUCCUCUGCCACUGGCCGCCGCCUCAAGAUCUAUCGCACGUUUAGAGAUGAGGAUGGGAAGGAAUAUGUGAGGUGUGAGACAGUGCGGAAGCCCUCUGUCAUCGAUGCCUACUGCCGCAUACGGACUACCAAGGAUGAAGAGUUCAUUCGCAAGUUUGCUCUGUUUGAUGAACAGCACCGUGAGGAGAUGCGCAAGGAGAGACGCAGAAUCCAGGAGCAAUUACGGAGAUUAAAACGGAACCAAGAAAAAGAGAAACUCAAGGGCCCUCCAGAAAAGAAACCCAAAAAAUUAAAGGAACGUCCAGAUCUGAAACUAAAAUGUGGAGCGUGUGGUGCAAUUGGCCAUAUGAGGACUAACAAAUUUUGCCCUCUUUACUACCAAACAAAUGCUCCACCUUCUAAUCCUGUUGCAAUGACAGAAGAGCAGGAGGAAGAGCUGGAAAAAACAGUCAUUCACAAUGAUAAUGAAGAACUCAUCAAAGUAGAAGGAACAAAAAUUGUCCUUGGAAAGCAACUGAUAGAGAGUGCGGAUGAGGUUCGCAGGAAAUCACUGGUCCUGAAGUUUCCUAAGCAGCAGCUUCCUCCAAAGAAGAAGAGGCGAGUAGGGACAACUGUUCACUGCGACUACCUGAAUCGUCCUCAUAAAUCCAUCCACCGACGUCGAACAGAUCCCAUGGUGACGCUAUCGUCCAUCUUGGAGGGCAUCAUCAACGAUAUGAGGGAUCUUCCUAAUACGUAUCCCUUUCACACGCCAGUAAAUCCAAAGGUUGUCAAAGAUUAUUACAAGAUUAUUACUCGGCCUAUGGAUCUGCAGACCUUGCGUGAGAAUGUUCGUAAGCGUCAAUAUCCUUCCCGGGAGGAGUUCAGAGAACACCUGGAGCUAAUUGUUAAGAACAGUGCCACAUACAAUGGGCCAAAGCACUCGCUGACGCAGAUAUCUCAGUCCAUGCUGGAUCUGUGUGACGAAAAGCUGAAGGAGAAAGAAGAUAAACUGGCUCGAUUAGAAAAAGCAAUCAAUCCCCUCCUGGAUGAUGAUGAUCAAGUGGCCUUUUCCUUCAUUUUGGAUAACAUUGUCACUCAAAAGAUGAUGGCGGUUCCAGAUUCUUGGCCAUUUCAUCACCCAGUUAAUAAGAAGUUUGUUCCUGAUUAUUACAAGGUCAUCACUAAUCCAAUGGAUCUUGAGACGAUCUGCAAGAAUAUCUCCAAACACAAAUACCAGAACAGGGAGACUUUCCUGGAUGAUGUUAACCUCAUCCUUGCUAACAGCAUUAAGUACAACGGGCCAGACAGUCAGUACACAAAAACAGCCCAGGAGAUCGUAAACAUCUGUUAUCAAACUCUAGCUGAGUACGAUGAGCACCUGACUCAACUUGAGAGAGACAUCUCAACUGCUAAGGAAGCAGCACUAGAGGAGGCAGAUCUGGAAAGUCUUGAUCCUAUGACCCCAGGUCCCUACACUCCACAGUUUGGCCAUCUGAUUUGUGUUAUACCAACGCUUCCCUCCGUGUGCCAGUUGGUGCUUCAGUCUGUCAAUGUGAGAGCAGUUUGUCUGCUAUGGACACAAAGAAGCAAGGAACUCUGGUCAGAAUCCUCCAUCUUCUCAUGUGGGUUGAGAGAUGGGUUGUGUAAGCAAAUCACCAAAAGGAGGUAAUCCCUUGGCAGGAAACAGGUAACAAAGAUCAGCAGGUUUCCCAGGCAGAGAAGGGAACACAUUUCAAAGGCUGUCCAAUUUGCUCUGAUGGAAGAAGAAAAACAUGAAGAGAACUGGGAAUUUCGGUACUGCAAAUCAAAGAGUAGAGAAUCAAAAGCUGCAAAAGACUUUGCCUAAGGGCAAAUGUUUAUUUGCUUCACUGCUUCUGAGAGUAGAAACCUGGUGACUCAAGCUGCAGUCUGCUAAUACGCAAUCUCUUGCAGGUUCCGAAUAGGGACAUGGUGAAGUGUACUCUACAGUUUUGAAGGAUGAUAAUUAACUUAUUGUGCUUGCAUGCAGUGAUGAUUAGAAGCUGUACGAACGCCUAGGAAGAGAUGGCUGCCACUGUGGAUACAGUGCAAUUGUAAAAGAAAGAAAAAUCCACAAAACCGCUGACACCUUAGAGCUGUUAAAUCGUUAUUAAUGAACUGGUUACAGUAACCAUGGAUAUUUUUCUUAGUCUUUAGUCUGUAUUAAACAGCAACAAUAAAAAUGUGUUAGAGGAGAAGAGCUAGCAGAAGGAGAUAAAGUAAUAGGAGCAUGAAAAGAAAUACUCAGGAGGAGGAAGAAGGUGAGGAGAGCCACAGGUUUGAAGCUGGUACCAGAAAGACUACGGGGAACUAUUGAACAAUCCAGACCAACAGAGGCUGAAUACAAAUGAUUCCAUUUGUUGGUUUGGCUGUCUGUGGCUUUGGGAAUGCCUUCUUCUAGAUUUGUGUAAGUCUUCAGGUUUUCUGUAGACUUCCAGUUUAUGGCCUUUGGGACAAAAUCUGCAUGUUCUCUCUGCUUUGUACUCAUGGUGACUGGGAGAUGAAUGGGAGAGGAGGGCAGGACAAGACUUGAUGGAAGCUGUGUCUGCUUUGAAAACAUCCUGUGAAAACAUUCAGUUUUUUAGAUCUGGUGAUGUUUUCCAUAAAUGUCUCAGUAAACAAAAGGUAAACAAAGAACUCUGGCACUUUUAAGGCUGGAGAUUUCCUUUUCAUAGAUGACCAUAUUCAAGUAAAGGUAUGUGGAGACUGUGUGCUCCCUGAUCGUAGGAUAAAGAGAAAUGAUCUUUGCUCUUAUUGUUAUUUUAAACUGUUUCUCCUCCCUCCUCUCGUUUCCCUGCCCACCACUGUGGUCGGGAUGUCUGUCAUGCCUUUGGCUCACACCCAGUAGUGCCUUCCUCAAUGGUAUUGCUAUUUGUGUUCCCC